AGGAGGGGGCGGGAGGUUGGCCCGCAGCUGGCCCAGGGUGGCGGGGAGGGGAAGGGUCCGGCGUCGGCAGCCCGCAUUCCCCCUUUCCCCCUCCUCCGCCGCUCCUCAGGCCGCACCGCCUCCAGAGCCCCUUCCCGGGCCCGGCGACGCCGGACUGGGGCCCCGGGGCUCGGCCGGCAGUGGGGGAGGGGGCUGCCUGGUCUCGGCCCCUGAGAGGGGAGGGGCGACAGUUUCUGUCCGCCGAGCUGAAGGGGUUUAAAGGGCGGCUCUUAAAGGGACCGCAGAAGGGGCCCGGGGCCGAGGAGGCACCCCCUCCCCAUCCGCCUGCUGUCGCUCUCGCGCGGGGUCGCUGGGCCGAGGGGGGGAUGCAGAGGAAGCAAACACUGGUCGCGGCCGCUAAGGGGCCAGAGCCCCGGCUAGUGGGGUUGGGCCCGAGGUGGCCGGCCAGCCGGGGGUCUGGGCUGGUGUGGUGAGCGCGGACGAGCGGAGUUGGGGGAGAGGGGAUGGGCCUGGGGAGGAGAGGGUUAAAGGUGGGGCCAGCCGUACAAAUACGCGCACACACUCCUUACUCAGACCCGGUCACACGCGUUUCCCUGGCACUUAAGGCGGGGCAGUGUUGGGGCCUGGGCCUGGGCCCUCUCCACCCCAGGCUCCUGCUGCCCGAUUUUGGGAGGUCGCGGACCCCACUGCUUCAACUCACACCUCGGGAGCCCCCUCUCCUACGCGCACACACGCUCUGGCGCGCGCGCACACACCUCGGACAUUCCCAUAGUGCCUCACGUGACACACGGCCCCGAACGUGCCCACCCUUCACACACGCUCACGCACGCGUGCACACACGCGCACACAAACACACACGGCCUCCUGGCCACUUCCCCACCCUCCGACCCCCCGCACCGCCCGCCCGCAGCCCCGCUAAAGCACUCAUUGACUGUGACACACCUACACUCAUUCACAGACACACACAUUCCCCCCACACAUGCCAACCACAGACACACAUUCAUAAACAGGGCCAGGAAAAGUACACACGCACCCCCUCGCCUACUCUUUCGGGAGCCCUGAGUCAUUCCUGCCCCCUCUCAGGGCUCCCCAUUUCCCUGUGUGCAGGCACACAGGCCGGGCUUCGGAAUUCUCUGUCAGCCCUCUCCACCUGCGCCGGGCCCUCUCCCAGAGCCCCCUUCCCCUCUGUGUACCCUCAGACACUCAGCCGAUGACCUCCUGUGGGUCCCAAGUCAGGGGUGAGGGGGGCCUGGAGGGUUGCCACAGCUGCCGGUGUGAGUGGGGGAAGCACUUCCUUUUCCUGAACUCUGGGAUCCUAGAGGAGGAAGCCAGGGAGUUGGGCGGGGGCCCAGCAGAGGAUGUUGUGACAGUGGUGGGGCUGACACUCCCAGAAGCACUGGGCCUUCCUUAGGGAGGAGCCAGGGGUGCCAGAGGCCUGGCAUGAGGAGCUUGGAAGAGAGGUAUUUGGGGAAGUGAGACCUGGGGUGGAGAAGGGGCUGAGGAGUGAGUCAAGGCAGGCCCCAUCUGGGCCCCGUGUGCUGGGGAGGCAGCCCUCUCCUGGCCACAGUUCUCCCUGGGUUCCGGAAGGAGCCCUUCCCUGCUGCUGGCCUCGCUUACUUGUCCCUAUUUGUCACUGCUCCCCGCCCCCCCACCUCCGUCUGGUCCCAGCUCCUUCCCCCAAAGGCAGCAGAGAAGAGAAGAUGGGUCUGGGAGAGGGCUGUGAGACACGGGGGCAGCACCAGGCUGCAUCUCAGCUGGCCGCAGAGCUCCUCAGGCCAGGACAAGGGGUAUUAGGGACAAGCUCUGGGCCACCCUCUCCACCGUUGCUCGUUGCUCCUGCUCUCCCAGGAGGCCCAGGACGGGCCGUGGCCCAGGCCCUUGCCAUGGAGUCCAUGUUUGAGGAUGACAUCAGCAUCCUGACCCAGGAGGCCCUGGGGCCCAGUGAGGUGUGGCUGGAUGCCCCUGGAGACCCCUCGCUGGGGGGGGACAUGUGCUCCGCCUCCCACUUUGCCCUGAUCACGGCCUACGGAGACAUCAAAGAGCGGCUGGGGGGCCUGGAGAGGGAGAAUGCCACCCUCCGCCGCCGCCUCAAAGUCUACGAGAUUAAGUACCCACUGAUCAAUGACUUUGGAGAGGAGCACGGCUUCUCUUUGUAUGAAAUCAAGGAUGGCUCCCUGCUGGAGGUGGAGAAAGUCAGCCUGCAGCAACGGCUCAACCAGUUCCAGCACGAGUUGCAGAAGAAUAAGGAGCAGGAAGAACAGCUCGGGGAGAUGAUCCAGGCUUACGAGAAGCUCUGCGUGGAGAAGAGUGACCUGGAGACGGAGCUGGGGGAGAUGCGGGCCCUGGUGGAGACCCACCUGCGGCAGAUCUGUGGUUUGGAGCAGCAGCUGCGGCAGCAACAAGGCCUCCGGGAUGCAGCCUUCCCCAGCCUGAGCCCCCCCACUGCCCCUGCCCUGCCCUGUGCUGAUCUGGACCUGCACUACUUGGCACUGAGAGGCGGAUCUGGCUUGAGUCACGGCUGGCCAGGCCCCACGCCGAGUAUGAGCGAGCUGGAGCGGCGGCAGCUAGAAGAGGCUCUGGAGGCUGCCCAGGGAGAGGCCCGGGGGGCUCAGCUUCGGGAGGAGCAGCUCCAGGCCGAGUGUGAGCGGCUGCAGGGGGAGCUGAAGCAGCUGCAGGAGACCCGGGCCCAGGAUCUGGCCUCCAACCAGUCAGAGCGUGACAUGGCGUGGGUGAAAAGAGUUGGGGAUGAUCAGGUGAAUUUGGCGCUGGCUUACACGGAGCUGACAGAGGAGCUGGGCCGGCUUCGGGAGCUGAGUUCCCUGCAGGGGAGGAUCUUGAGGACGUUGCUGCAGGAGCAGGCUCGGAGUGGCGGCCAGAGGCACUCGCCGCUGUCGCAGCGCCACUCCCCGGCCCCCCAGUGCCCCUCGCACUCCCCGCCGGCCCGAGCGGCGCCCCCUUGCCCCCCGUGCCAGUCCCCUGUCCCCCAGCGCCGCUCUCCCGGGCCCCCCUGCCCUUCGCCCCAGCAGCGCCGCUCGCCGGCCUCGCCCUCCUGCCCGUCGCCCGUCCCGCAGCGCCGCUCGCCGGUGCCGCCGCCGCCGCCGUGCCAGUCCCCCAGCCCGCAGUGCCGCUCCCCAGGGCCUCCCGCCUGCCCGGCCCCGCAGCCCCGGCCCCCACCACCCCCGCCGCCCGGGGAGGGGACACUGGCCGAGCGAGCCUACGCCAAGCCGCCCAGCCACCACGUGAAGGCCGGCUUCCAGGGCCGGCGCAGCUACUCGGAGAUGGCGGAGGGCGCGGGCUACACGGGCGCCUCCCCGCCCUGGCUGCAGGCCGAGGCGGCCACGCUGCCCAAGCCGCGGGCCUACGGCAGCGAGCUCUACGUCCCCGGCCGGCCCCUCAGCCCACGGCACGCCUUCGAGGGCAUCCGCCUGCGCUUCGAGAAGCAGCCGUCGGAGGAGGAGGAGUGGGCCGUGCCCGCCAGCCCGCCCAGCCCGGAGGCUGGCGCCAUCCGCUGCGCCUCGUUCUGCGCUGGCUUCCCCAUCCCGGAGUCGCCCGCCGCCACCGCCUACACCCACGCCGAGCACGCGCAGUCCUGGCCGUCCAUCAACCUGCUGAUGGAGACAGUGGGCUCUGAUAUCCGCAGCUGCCCCCUCUGCCAACUGGGUUUCCCUGUUGGGUACCCCGAUGAUGCCCUCAUCAAACACAUUGACUCUCACUUGGAGAACAGCAAGAUCUAGGGUGCCUCCCCCACCCGCUGGCUGUUUCUCCACCUUCUCCCAUCACCCCCAAACACUCACUCACUUUGAAUGCUGCAUGAAUCUCGUAGGGGGCCGCUGCCCCUUGCGACCCCCAGAUACCUCCACUAGCUACCGAGUCAACGUGUGUGCCAUCUUCCCUGGUCCAGGCACCACUCAGCCCUGGCUUUUCCCGGGAGGUCAGCUGGGGCUCUCCCCAGCUCCCUGGCUUCUGCUGGGGAGGUGGGGAUCAGGGCUGGGGUGGGAAGGGGCAUAUCCCACCCAGCCUCUCCCUCUGCCUUUCUGUUUUCAAACGGUUGGAUCCAAGAAGGUGUCUAGUGCUUGGGCCUGGGGGAGGGGAGGGUAUCAGAAGACUUCAGGAGCUCCCCUAGCACCUCCCCAGAUGUCCAUCUUUCUCAGGCUGUGCUCUGUCCAGGGAAUGCCUCCCUGUGGGGUCUCAGAGCCUUCCCUGCACACUGACGCCAGUUCCUCCAUCCCACGGCCAGGUCGGGACUCGCCGUUCCCUGCAGGCCAACCCUGUUCUCCCCCUCUGCCCUCCCUGGGGAAUAGGGAGGGUGGGAGAGAAGAGGGAGGAUCCUGGAGGACUGGGAGCAUCCAGCCUAAAGAGGCUGCCCUGAGGCGCCAUGACCCUCAGGCUAGGGAACUAUCUGUGCCAGCCUCCCAGGCCCAUGCCCUCCUCCUGGAGCCCCCGGCACCAAGGCACAGAUUGUUAAGGCAGAUGCUUCCCUCCACCCUGACCCCACUCAAGCCCCGACACCACAGGUGCCCUGGAGCCCGGGUGUGACUCAGCCUCUGUUAGCUGGGUGGGUGUCAUCAGCCCCACCUCCCAGUCCAGAACCUGAGGAUGGGCCCAGGGUGCUGUGGAGAUCAACUUCAAAAGAGCUAACCCCCUUCCCACACCCCAGUGACCCACAUUCCCUCUGUGAAAUCUACCUCAGAGUCGAACCCUCAGAAGGACGGGUAAGCAGGAGGCCAGGGGGUCCCCAGGGCUGAGGUGUGGAGCUUGCUAUGGCAAGAGCCUGCCGCCCCACGAUGAGUCCGCCUCCCUUCACUGCAAGCCUCUCCCGGGUCCCAGCCCGGUGCGGGCAGUGGACGCCACUGUCAGUGCAUGUACCAUUCUGAUCCAACUCUUCCAGGUCCCCCACCUCCUCACACCCCUCCCCUCCUCCUCAGUGCAGGGGAGUGAGGGGGUGUGUGGGGCAGGGCAGGGGCUGAGGACUCCAGAGACACAUGGCCUUGUACUUUGAGUGUUCCCCCAGGGAGGGGAAAUGGGGAAGGGGGACUGGAGAGGGGAGUGGGGCCCCUGAGCUCUCUGAACAAGUUGAAAGUCCAAAUAAAACUUACCUGUUCCA
This is a messenger RNA of Balaenoptera acutorostrata (minke whale), 5104 nucleotides long. It is a transcript of the gene TBKBP1, whose product is annotated as TBK1 binding protein 1. Gene Ontology annotation, cellular component: cytoplasm. The coding region runs from base 1701 to 3734 and encodes 677 amino acids. The record is from RefSeq and is a predicted model, not a curated record. The transcript has 9 exons. Lineage: Eukaryota; Metazoa; Chordata; Mammalia; Artiodactyla; Balaenopteridae. Gene Ontology annotation, biological process: canonical NF-kappaB signal transduction.